AUGACAGUGGGUAAGACUCUAGAGCUGCUCGGCGGCAAGGCUGGAGUACUCGAGGGAAAAUUCCACUACGGCACGGCCUUUGGUGGCUCAAAGGUGGGCGACAUUCAGGCGGAGUUGGAGCGCCACGGCUUCAAUUACAUGGGCAAGGACUUCUUCUACUCGGGCAUCACUGGAGCUCCCUUGCAGGCAUACAUCUACUCCGGCCCGGUCUACUAUCAGAAGCUGAAGCACAUGGUCCAGGACAAAAUGCACGCCAGGGCGCGGGGUCUCAAGGCCGUGCUCACACGCCAGCCCACCCAAGGCCGGGAGUCGGGAGGGAGGCCUCCGCCUGGGCGAAAUGGAACGCGACUGUUUCAUCUCGUACGGCGCCAGCAUGCUGAUUAUGGAGGAGAGGAGGUGAUGAAGGUACUGCCCCACAAGGACUCGGAUUUCACGGAGGAAUCCAUGAAGAACGUUCCCUAUUUGCGUGCCAGCAUCAAAGAUUCAUUCAAUGUCUCUCAGUGGUCAAUGCACUGUCCGGGGCACGUGACUCGGCACAUAACAACCACACAAGGCAAUGUCCUUGUGCGUCAUUUCAAGUGA
Drosophila miranda is the source of this 582-nucleotide messenger RNA. Its product is annotated as DNA-directed RNA polymerase III subunit RPC2-like. Gene Ontology annotation, cellular component: RNA polymerase III complex. The transcript has a single exon. The record is from RefSeq and is a predicted model, not a curated record. NCBI's taxonomy places the organism in Eukaryota, Metazoa, Arthropoda, Insecta, Diptera, Drosophilidae. The coding region runs from base 1 to 582 and encodes 193 amino acids. Gene Ontology annotation, molecular function: ribonucleoside binding; DNA binding; DNA-directed RNA polymerase activity. Gene Ontology annotation, biological process: DNA-templated transcription.